Messenger RNA from Chrysoperla carnea, 661 nucleotides. Its product is annotated as calmodulin-2-like. Gene Ontology annotation, molecular function: calcium ion binding. The transcript has 5 exons. Bases 15 to 650 code for a protein of 211 amino acids. The record is from RefSeq and is a predicted model, not a curated record. Lineage: Eukaryota; Metazoa; Arthropoda; Insecta; Neuroptera; Chrysopidae.
UAAAAUCAACAAAAAUGUCCGGCGAAGAAGAAGGUUUUGUUAUUGACAUUGAAAUUAAUAAUGAGCUUGAUCAAAAAAUUGUGGAUCAAUUUGCACUUUUUGAUGAAUUAGAUGCGAAAAAAAUCGAUAGUGAUAAUGUAGGAACUUUUUUACGUUCGCUUGGAUUAUAUGUAACGAAUGCUGAUGUUGAAGAAAUUAAAGAAAAAAGUUUCCAUUCUCAAAUACCGAAUGCAUACCAUAUUGGAUUAUUGUUGCCGAAUAUAACUGAAUGUUUCCUUAAACACAAAUUUUUACCAAAAACUGUUGAACAAUUAUUUGAAGCUUUUCAUUUAUUGGAUCCAGAUAAAAAGGGUAGCUUAGAUAUAGCAUAUGUGGAAGACGUGUUCAAGAACCAAGGUGAUCAAUUUGAUGAUAAAGAAAUGGCUGAGUUUAUGGUCCGUGCUGUAGAUCAUCGCUCCCAAAAAGUGAAUUAUGAAUACUUAAUAAAUGCAUUACUUCAAAAUGUUCUAGAUGAAAAUGAUCUGUUUAAAUUGUCGGAUAAAAUUGCAUUAGAGCCACCCCAAGAGAAGGUAGAAGAAAUAAUAGCGGAAACGCUAAAAGAUGAAGGAGAAAAAGAUGAAGAAAAUAGUUUAAAUCGUAACUUAAAUUAACGUUUUGCAAA